AUGGCGGCGGCGGAGGCAGAGGUGAGCAACAAGGGGGUGAUCCUGAAGCAGUUCGUGACGGGGGUGCCCACCGAGGACGACCUGGAGCUUGUCACCGCCGUCGUUCGGCUGGCCGUGCCGCCUGGGUCGGCGUCCGUGAUGGUCAAGAACCUCUACGUCUCCUGCGACCCCUACAUGCGCAACCGGAUGAGCGAGCACAACGAGGCAAGCUACAUCGAGCAGUUCGUGCCAGGGGAGGUUUUGGCUACUUUUUCAGUAGGCAGGGUGGUAGCAUCCGGGCACCCGAAUUUCAAGUCAGGUGAUCUUGUUUGGGGCAUGAGCGGAUGUGAAGAAUACACUUUGAUCACGGAUCCAGAGUCUCUUUUCAAGAUCAACCAUCCUGAACUACCUCUGUCGUACUACACGGGUGUUCUUGGAAUGCCUGGACUUACUGCAUAUGCUGGGUUUUUCGACGUAUCAAAACCUAAGAAAGGCGACUACGUUUUCGUCUCAUCAGCAUCGGGCGCCGUCGGGCAGCUUGUUGGACAGCUUGCCAAGAUCACUGACUGCUAUGUGGUUGGCAGUGCUGGUUCCGAUGAGAAGGUCAACCUCCUAAAAACCAAGUUUGGCUUUGACGACGCUUUCAACUACAAGAAGGAAGAGGACCUCAACGCCGCACUAAAGAGAUGCUUCCCGCGGGGCAUUGACAUCUACUUUGAAAAUGUGGGUGGUGCGAUGCUAGCCGCAGUGCUGCCCAACAUGAGGAUGAAUGGUCGGAUCGCUGUAUGCGGGAUGAUUUCGCAGUACAACCUGGAGCAGCCUAAUGGUGCCCCUAACCUCUUCUGCCUUGUUGCCAAGCGCAUCCGCAUGGAGGGAUUCAUGGUCCUAGACUACUUCGGCACCUACAACAAGUUUGAGGAGGAGAUAGCAGGUUACCUCAAGGAAGGGAAGAUCACCGUUGUUGAGGAUGUUGCCGAGGGGAUCGAAAACGUGUCGGCGGCGCUCAUCGGGCUCUUCUCAGGGCGCAACAUAGGGAAGCAGCUAGUCACCAUCGCACGAGAGUGA
Triticum turgidum subsp. durum (durum wheat) is the source of this 1044-nucleotide messenger RNA. Lineage: Eukaryota; Viridiplantae; Streptophyta; Magnoliopsida; Poales; Poaceae. The record is from the annotation of a GenBank genome assembly.